Molecule: messenger RNA, 1651 nt
Organism: Chelonus insularis
Lineage: Eukaryota; Metazoa; Arthropoda; Insecta; Hymenoptera; Braconidae
Exons: 7
Coding region: 156-1469 (437 amino acids)
Molecular function (GO): protein binding
Source: RefSeq, a predicted model, not a curated record
GGCAAAAUAGUAUUUUCUCUAAGUAUAUUUUUUGUCUACGUAUUAGAAUUUUAUUGAUGUAUUCGAUAGUAGUGCUCAAUGAAAAUUAGAAAAAAUACGAUCUUGUUUUGAUAUUUCUAUUUAAAAUUUUUAGUUUGUUCAAGUGAACCAAAAAAAUGGAAAAAGACAUAAUCAUUCCAUUACAUAUAUUAGCAGGAGUUUUCCAAAAAAUUACUGAUCCAAAGAAACUAGUAAGACUUCAAUUAAUUUCGAAAGAUUUGAAACCACACGUAGAUAUCGCAUUAAAAAGAGCAGAUUGGAAAGGAUUAUGUGAAAAUGAAAUUGGUCAUUAUGCUUUAAGUACGAUAAUAAAACCAAUUCUUCCAAAAACUUCAUAUGAUGAUUUUAAUGACAUCACAUUACAAUCAAAGUGGAUGAAAAUUUAUCAUUCAUAUUUAAAUUGGUGUAAAUGUCUCAAUAGUGAUAGAUCCUUAAGACAAUUUUCGUCCAAAAGUUGUAUGUGGAAUCGUUUUUUCGCUUACGAUAAAAACACUAUCACGUGUUUAGAUGUUUGGUCUGGUUACAUUGUUGUGGGAAGUACAAAAGGUACCAUUCAUGUAUUUGCCAACUUCUUCUUGAUAAAACCACGCUACAUCAUAAAAACUGGAAGUAAAAAAAUAAAUAAAAUUAAAAUUUGGUUGACUGCGUCCGAAGAACUGCUUAUUGUUUCCUUAGAUGUCGACGGUUAUGUUCGAUUUUGGGAUAUCAAACAAAAAACUGAAAAAUUUACAAACACAUCAAAAAUUACAGAUGGGAUUGAUUUAUACAUUAAUACUUCGCGCAACCUGUAUGUUGUAAAAGAAACUCGGAUUUUGCGUUUGCAGUUGCUACCAACUUAUCCAAACCAGUUGAAAUCAUCAGAAUGUGAUUUCGAUUUGGCUAAAGAGACUUGCAGAAUUUUAACUUUAAAUUUUUUCGAACCUCAUAAAAUCUCAGUAUUUGUUCGAGCUGGAAUGGACUUCAUUUUAUAUUCGAAUGUAUAUGAUGAACCAGAGGAUCUGAACAUGUCUAAUGUUCAAGAAGAACCUAUGCCCUAUAUGUAUGUAGAUAUGGAUGCAAAUUGGCCAUUUGUAAGUUUCAACAAUCAAUCGUUGAUGUACUUAAGCCACAAUUGUUUGAAUAUCCUAAAUCAUUUUGAUUAUUGGAGAGCAUUUCAUAUGAAUCGCUACUUUGGUGGUUUUAUUACUUCUAUAGCAUGGCAUGGACAUUAUUUUCUUUUAGGAUUAGAGUAUGGAGUAAUUCAUAUAUUUUACGUCGAGAAUUUAGCAUGUUUGGAAGAAAGUACAAGUGUGUUGUAUGACACACCAAUGAGAAUUCUUAAAGUCGACUCCAAACCUAUAAUUGGUAUAAAAGUUGGCCAAAUUUUGGAUAUGCCAAUUAUAAUUGCAGUGACUGAAAAUGAUAUUUAUAAAAUAGCCAUAGAUGAAUAACUCUAUAAUUUAUUAUUUAAAUCAAAAUGGAUUUUAAUUUUCGAAAGUAUUUAUACGUAUUUUAACCAAUCUGAAUAUUUGAAGAAAUCAACCGAUAAUUCAAUGAUAAUCUAUCAUUAAGGUACACAAAAUUCAUUUUUUAUUUAUCUGUUUCUUGUUGUGUAAUUUUAUUUGAAUGUCUG